Messenger RNA from Myodes glareolus (Bank vole), 3645 nucleotides. RefSeq names its product solute carrier family 5 member 12 (gene Slc5a12). NCBI's taxonomy places the organism in Eukaryota, Metazoa, Chordata, Mammalia, Rodentia, Cricetidae. Gene Ontology annotation, cellular component: extracellular exosome; membrane. Gene Ontology annotation, biological process: transmembrane transport; sodium ion transport. The record is from RefSeq and is a predicted model, not a curated record. Gene Ontology annotation, molecular function: symporter activity; lactate transmembrane transporter activity.
UGGCAAACCAACUCCCUCUACCCCCAGCUGUUAACUUCAGAAUACAUCUGAAGUCCUUCUCUGGCAUAUGUUGCAGGAGUGUAGCAGCAGCCAGCUUGGGAUCAGCCACAUUUGUAGUUCUCGUUUUCCCCCUGGUGGUACCAGUGCCUCCACCGGUUAUUUUUUACAGUCAGCUUUUGAGAACUUUGAGGAUAAUUUGGUAUCUGAAAAUUUACACAUGUGUCGAUGAGCCUUAAACCCUUCAGAGAAUCACAUUCUUCCCUCUCAAAAGAGCAUCUGCGGUUGGAAACAUCUCCCUGAGACCUGCUUGCAAGAGACUAUCGUCUUCUGCUUCCAAGCAUGGAGGUGAAGAACUUUGAAGCUUGGGAUUAUGUUGUGUUUGCAGGCCUCUUCGUCAUUUCCUCUGGAAUUGGUGUGUUUUUUGCCAUAAAGGAGAGAAAAAAAGCAACAUCUCGGGAAUUCUUGGUUGGAGGGAGGCAAAUGAGCUUUGGCCCAGUAGCUUUGUCUCUGACAGCCAGCUUCAUGUCAGCUGUCACUGUCCUGGGGACUCCUGCUGAGGUCUACCGCUUUGGGGCAUCCUUCCUCCUUUUCAUCAUUUCAUAUGCAUUUGUGGUCCUCUUCACAUCUGAACUCUUUCUUCCCGUGUUCUACAGAUCUGGCAUCACAAGCACCUAUGAGUACUUACAGUUACGAUUCAACAAGCCAGUUCGCUAUGCAGCAACAGUCAUCUACAUUGUGCAGACGAUUCUCUACACUGGAGUUGUGGUAUAUGCACCUGCUCUGGCUCUCAAUCAAGUAACUGGGUUUAAUCUCUGGGGCUCCGUGUUUGCAACAGGAAUCGUAUGCACAUUCUACUGUAGUUUGGGAGGUUUAAAAGCAGUGGUGUGGACAGAUGCAUUUCAGAUGGUUGUCAUGAUUGUGGGCUUCUUAACAGUUCUCAUUCAAGGAUCGAAUCACGCUGGUGGGUUCCACAAUGUGUUAGAGCAAGCACGAAAUGGAUCCCGGCUAAACGUAGUUGACUUUGAUGUAGAUCCCCUCAGACGGCACACUUUUUGGACAAUUGCAGUAGGAGGAACUUUUACUUGGCUUGGAAUCUAUGGAGUUAACCAAUCGACCAUCCAGAGAUGUAUCUCUUGCAAAACGGAAAAGCACGCUAAGCUUGCCUUGUACUUUAACUUGUUGGGUCUCUGGUUGAUUGCGGUAUGUGCUGUCUUCUGUGGUUUGAUCAUGUAUGUGAACUUCAAAGACUGUGACCCUUGGACUUCUGGUGCUAUUUCAGCACCAGACCAGCUGAUGCCGUAUUUUGUAAUGGAGAUUUUUGACACUAUGCCAGGACUGCCAGGACUUUUUGUGGCUUGUGCCUUUAGUGGAACUCUGAGCACAGUGGCUGCCAGUAUCAAUGCCUUAGCAACAGUGACCUUUGAGGAUUUUGUCAAGAGCUUUUUUCCACAUCUCUCCGACAAGAAGGGCACCUGGAUCAGUAAAGGCUUAUGUCUCUUGUUUGGUAUCUUGUGUACUUCCAUGGCUGUGGUUGCAUCCUUCAUGGGGAGUGUUGUACAGGCUGCCCUCAGCAUCCUUGGCAUGUGUGGGGGACCGAUGCUAGGUUUGUUCACGCUUGGUAUUGUGUUCCCUUUUGUGAACUGGAAGGGUGCACUAGGAGGCCUCAUUGCUGGAAUCACACUGUCAUUUUGGGUGGCCAUCGGGUCUUUUAUUUACCCUGCACCAGUGUCUAAGACGUUACCCUUACCUCUAUCAAUAGAGCAGUGUGUCCAAUCAAAUAUAACAGCAACAGUAGGUCCAGAGCUUGCCAGCAGACCUGCCCUUGCUGACACGUGGUACUCACUCUCCUACCUUUACUUUAGUGCUGUGGGCUUUCUGGGAUGUAUAGCUGCUGGACUACUCAUCAGCUUCCUGACAGGCAAACAAAGAGGCGAAGAUGUUGAUCCACUUUUAAUAAGACCAGUUUGCAAUCUAUUUUGCUUUUGGUCUAAGAAAUACAAAGCUCUGUGCUGGUGUGGAGUUCAGCACGAGCAGAAAACAGAGCAGGAUUACCUUGACAGUGGCAGUGCCUGGAAAGAGGGGGUUGAAUCUGCCCUACAGAAUGGACUCAAGCAAGAGAGCCUGGCCCAGAUUCCAGGCUACAACCCCAAGGACAAAAGCAACAGUGUGAAGGAGAAGACCACUCAUUUCUAAGAAAAUUCAUGCAGCUGAUAAUACUCUCAACCCCCUUCUCCUUCUCUCUCUCACACACACCAACCACACACACACACACACACACACCACAUACAACACACAUAUUCCAUGUCACUUCUUCCUGUUAUAGAAUUGUGUACAGAAUAUUUCAGAAAUAAAGUUGUCCAACACCUAUUUAUACUUAUGGAAAUGAUAAGACCGUUUCUCAGGGUUUUCUUUGGAAAGCCCCAAAUUCAGGUGAGAAAAGAUCAGCCCAGGCCAGAAGUGCCUGAUGCUACAUAACCAAUAUAGAACUGAGUUUUAUCAUAAUGCAAGGAGCCUUUGUCUUUUUGCUUCCUGUCAGAUUAAAUCUCAGGCUUUGUUGUUUGUUUAUAGGUUUAUGUUUGGUUUUGGUGCUGAAAACUAAGCACAGGGUCUUGUUCCUUCAAAAUACCUACCUGACUACUGACCUUAGUCCACAUUUCAAAGUUUUAACCACCAAAAUAUUGUGGAGGAGGUAGAGACAAAACAUAAAUGGGAAUUUGCAUAUUCAAUCUUUCUCUGACAUGGCUGAUACAACAGGGAUGACGUCAUCUCCAACCACAUGUCUUACAUAUAUGUAGACAGAUGCAUGUAUUUAUGUUAUCCAUGGGGCCACAGCCAGAACAUUUAACUUCUGCUAGUAUCCUCACACUGCUUUUUUUUUUAUGUGCUCUGUUAGUGUUCCUGCUGCUAAAGCUGUUAUGAUUAAACUUUAAGGAUAAUUGUAUGGAGUAUAGGACAAGAAAAAUCAGUCUUCCCAGUGGGUAAACCAUACAUAAAUACACUAUUUGCUUUGUGCUCUUGAGGAAGUGUUUCUUCAUCAUGUAUGUCACUUUAAAAUAAUAAAUUCCGAGAUAGAAAGAUAGCUCAGUAGUCAGAAGACAUGUGGUAAUUUACCAACACUCAAGUUGAGUAGCCUAUGGAUGCCUAUAAUUCCAGCUCCAGAGAAUCUGGUAUCUGUGACCUUCAUUGGCAUUCACAUCCAUGUGACAGAGACACAUAGAGACACACACACCAACACAUAGUAAAGAAUUCAAACUUUUUUUAGUAAAAAAAAAAAAACAAACAAACAAACCAAAAACCUCUGUGCUUACCCAGAAGUCGAGGGUCUAAUCUCCAAGCUGAAUAAAAAGGAAAUCACCCUUUAUAGGUGUGAGGUAAGCCUGCAUAUUGUAAAGAAACCUUGCAAGGAGCUCACUAUUCAGAGCAGAGAUCAUUAAUCAUGAGGUCUUAUUCAUUAUUCACAAAACCAAUCCAUGUCACAUGUGCAAGCUGAAGUCACUGCAUCAGAUGUAAACACUAUGCAACUUUAAUUCUGGAGAAUAACUUCAAAACUCUGGAGAAGAGGGGAUUACAAAGUAAAAGGUUGUUUGACAAAUGAGGAUUCAGUGAAACUUUGAUGGAAGAAGAAAAUAAAUUCUUAUAAAUGUU